AUGACCAUGAACGGCCAUCAACAGGGUUUCGGCCCCUUUCAUGGACAGCCGCCUAUACCACCCCGGCCAGCGGGCGUCGUUCCGCCGCCGAAUGCAAAGAACCAGACCAUGUUUCAGGGCUUCGAGUGGUACGUCCCGGCCGACCACCAGCACUGGCGCCGCCUGGAGAAGGUGCUGCCCAGUCUCGCGGCCCUCGGCGUCACGAGCAUGUGGAUCCCCCCGGCCUGCAAGGCCAGCUGGUACACGGGCAACGGCUACGAUAUUUACGAUCUGUACGAUCUGGGCGAGUUCGACCAGAAGGGCUCCCGGCACACCAAGUGGGGUACCAAGGAGGAGCUCGUCGCAAUGACCGAGAACGCCGGGCGGUACGGGAUCCGCAUCCUGUUCGACGCGGUACUGAACCACAAGGCGGCUGCGGACUAUAGUGAGGAGGUUGUGGCCACCAAGUACGUCGGUGAAGAUCGAACCCAGGUCUGCGAGGAGUCGUGUGUGAUCGAGGCCUGGUCUGGAUAUGAGUUUCCUGGACGGGGUUCUGCGUACAGUCCCUUGAAGUGGAACAAGGAACACUUUACUGGGAUCGACUAUGACCACAAGACGCAUUCCAAGGGCGUUUGGAAGUUCGAAGGCAAGGAGUGGGCACAGGAUGUCGACGAGGAGCUCGGCAGCUAUGACUACCUGAUGUUUGCUGAUGUGGAUCACAACCACCCGGCGGUCCGCCAAGACUUAUUCUAUUGGGUAACGUGGCUCGCCUCCCAGGUCAGGCUAGGUGGUCUGCGCCUGGAUGCCGUCAAACACUAUUCGGCAAGCUUUUUGCGAGAUUUGGUUCACCAUAUCGACCGAACCGUCGGACGGGACUGGUUCAUUGUUGGGGAGUACUGGCGGGACGACUCGAAUGUGCUAUCCAAGUUCAUCAGCUUCAUGGGAGACCGAAUCUCACUCUUUGACGUGAGACUUGUCAACAACUUCUCGAGGCUGUCAUUUCAGGACAAAGCAGACCUACGAACAGUCUUUGAUGGCUCUCUGGCUUCCAUCCGGCCCAGACACGCUGUGACUUUCGUUGCGAAUCAUGACACGAUGGAAGGACAGUCGCUGGCAGCUCCUAUUGCGGAGUAUUUCCUGCCCCUGGCAUAUGCCUUCAUCCUCCUCCGGGCGGACUGUGGCAUCCCAUGUGUGUUCUACGGCCACCUCUACGGUUACCCUCGACCGGAUGGGAAGGGCUUCGUUGAGCCACCUUUUGGGGGUAAGCUUCUCCCUAAGAUCGUCCAGGCACGCAAAUUGUAUGCGUUUGGACCUCAAAUCGACUACUUCGACCAUCCUCAUUCCGUGGGCUUCUCAAGACUUGGCUAUCCCCAAUAUGGUACCCCCGGCAUGGCUGUAGUCGUGACCAAUGGUUGGACUCAUACGACGAAAACGAUGUUUGUCGGCCCGGAGCACGCCGGCGAGAGAUGGACGGACAUCCUGGGUGGUUGCUGGGGCGAGAUCGUGAUUGACCGCGAGGGCUGGGGUGUCUUUGCAGCUUCGCCGAGAAGUGUGGCCGUGUGGGUGAACAGACAAGCUCCGAGACGUGAUGAGAUUGACUGCUUUUCGUUUGACUGCAACAUCUACAACCGAGAAAUUCACGACACUCCGGUGACGGCGAACGAGCUACACAAACCAAGACUAGAGACAGAGCCUGUCUGGAUGAGCGCGAUGGGUCUUUAG
Messenger RNA from Diaporthe amygdali, 1701 nucleotides. Its product is annotated as glycosylhydrolase 13-6. The transcript has 6 exons. The record is from RefSeq and is a predicted model, not a curated record. Gene Ontology annotation, biological process: carbohydrate metabolic process. NCBI's taxonomy places the organism in Eukaryota, Fungi, Ascomycota, Sordariomycetes, Diaporthales, Diaporthaceae. Gene Ontology annotation, molecular function: calcium ion binding; hydrolase activity, hydrolyzing O-glycosyl compounds. The coding region runs from base 1 to 1701 and encodes 566 amino acids.